AUGGCAGCCGCUACUGGUGUACCUUACGUGGUUCCACCCCCAGAUGAAGAGGAAUUGGUGCUCAGCAAGCUAGUGUUUGGUGACACCUCUGAUUUUCGGGGAAACUUGGCUAAUGUCACUCUCUUUGACGAUGGGUUUGGAUCCGACGCUGAUGUAGACAUGAUCGGUGAACAAAGCGAAGAUGACGAGGAGGAAAACGAUGAUAUGGACCGUAUCAAUGAUGACCAGCUAUUUUUUGUGGAUGACGGCGGUGAAGGAAACGACGAGGUUGUGGACGAUGCUCGCGAAGCGACGGAUGUAAGUGACGAAGAAAGCUCAGAGUCGAGUAGCGAUGCUUGGACGGAUUCCGAGGACGAGCGCAUCACUGUACCCAUUAUGUUGACGAACAAAACAAAAAAGCUUCGGACUUCCUACACAGACACAACAAUAAACGGAAAAGAAUAUGUCAGGCGUUUGAGAGCGCAGUUUGAAAAGAUAUAUCCCAAGCCUAAGUGGGUUGAUGACGUGAGUGAUGAUGAAACAAUCGAAAAUGACAUGGCCUCAGAUGAGGAAGAUCUCGAACAAGCGAUUGAUGGAGACAUUCAUGCGCUAUCGAAAGUCCUUCAGAGUACAUUUUCCUACAAAGACACUACUUCGAAGCUGCUGCCAGCGAAAAACCUUGACAUCACCCGUUUAAAAGAUGCGAAUGCUUCACAUCCUUCACAUUCUGCUAUUCAAUCUCUUUCUUUCCAUCCUUUGAAGCCACUGCUUUUGACUGGUGGUUAUGACCGUACUUUGAGAAUAUACCAUAUCGAUGGUAAGAAUAAUCAUUUGGUGACCAGUCUUUACAUAACGAAAACACCGGUUCAAACUUGUACCUUUUAUGUGACUCCUUCGCAUGAUGAGCAAAGAAUUUUCACAGCAGGAAGAAGGCGGUACAUGCAUUCUUGGGAUAUCUCCAACACGAACACUCAACAAGCAAAGAUUGAAAAGAUAUCGAGAAUGUACGGGCAUGAAGCAACUCAAAGAUCAUUCGAGAAGUUUAAACUAGCACAUUUGCAACGGGAAAAUGGCAAAAUACAUGGAGUCAUCUUGUUACAAGGUAACAAUGGUUGGAUCAAUGUGUUACACGCCACCACGGGAACGUGGAUCACGGGCUGUAAGAUUGAAGGUGUUCUGGUCGAUUUUUGUGUUGACUACAAGUCCCUUCCAGGCGGCGGUUUUCAAACUAUAUUGAUUGUGGUCAACACUUAUGGUGAAAUUUGGGAAUUUGAUUUGUCCAAACAAGGCAAGGUUCUCCGCACAUGGCAAGAUGAAGGAAGCGUUGGUGUGACAACCAUUCAAGUCGGAGGAGGAACUAACUCUUCACAACUUCUUCCAUUCAAGAAAAUAAGGCAUAAUAGAUGGUUGGCCAUCGGUAGUGAAAGUGGAUAUGUCCAUGUAUACGACAGAACACAAUCUUCCAAAAGCCCAGUUGCGAAACUAGAUCAACUGACAACCUCCAUUUCAACUUUGGCAUUCUCUCCAGAUGGUCAGAUUUUAUGUAUGGCAUCCCGAGCAACAAAAGACGCCCUGAGACUUGUGCAUUUACCCUCCGGCAAGGUAUAUUCUAACUGGCCAACCAGUGGUACACCCUUAGGUAAAGUUACUAGUGCUGCUUUUUCCCCUCGUGGUGAAAUGUUGGCUGCUGGUAACGAGCAAGGCAAGGUGAGGCUAUGGAGAUUAAAUCAUUAUAUAUAG
Molecule: messenger RNA, 1719 nt
Organism: Lachancea fermentati
Lineage: Eukaryota; Fungi; Ascomycota; Saccharomycetes; Saccharomycetales; Saccharomycetaceae
Source: the annotation of a GenBank genome assembly